AUGAACACUUUCCCUCUCAAAUUUCAUUUCAAUUCCAAUUAUGCCCUCCCCUACCUCCUCCUCCUUUCCACCACCCUCUUUCCACCGCCAACCACCGCACAGAUUCCGAAAUUCCUCCCACCACCACCGCCCGGCAACAUCUCCGCCCUCAAAUUUGACAAGUCCAUGGCCAUCGUACUAGUCAUCCUAGUUGUCGUGUUCUUCAUCCUCGGUUUCCUCUCCGUCUAUACUCGCCAGUGCGCCGAACAAAGAAUGAGAGGAAGAUUCGAUCUAUCAGUUCCGAUCGUUGGCAGCAACCGGAGACACCGUGGACUCGACUCCGAAAUCAUCGAAACGUUUCCUACCUUUGUUUACUCCGCCGUGAAAGGACACAAAAUCGGAAGAACCCUGCUAGAAUGCGCCGUGUGUUUAAACGAAUUCCAAGACGAUGAAACGCUGCGUUUGAUUCCGAAUUGUAGCCACGUGUUUCAUCCUGAAUGCAUCGAUGCUUGGCUUGUUAAUCACUCCACUUGCCCCGUUUGUCGCGCCAAUUUGAUUCCGAAACCCGGAGAAUCUUCUUUCGUUUCGGUUCCAAUUCCGGAUCCGGAUAUAUCCGAUUCAGAUCACCCGACCCGAAAUAAUAAUGAUUCUGGAAUUAACAUUUCAUCUCGUUCACCUUCUCCUAAGGUGAAUUAUUCAGUUACACCGAAUGGGACCCUACCGGUUCGGUCUAAUUCAACCGGUUUUAAAAUUGGAAAUUGGUUUCCGCGGUCACAAUCCACGGGUCAUUCUCUGGUUCAGGAAGGUGAGAAUUACGAGCGGUUCACUUUGAGGUUACCGGAGGAGGUGACGAACCGGUUGGUUGGUUCGACACCGAGCCACGUGGCGAGUUGUGGUGUUACUUUUACUAGAGAGGGAAGUGGGAGGAGGGGUUUUAGAACGAGGAGUGUAGGGAGUAGUGCUCCUGAAAGGAACUAUGAGUGGUUUAACCGGGCGGACCGGAGGGGAUUCUCUUGGACUCCGCCGUUUAUGGGUCGAACCGGUUCAAGUUGGUUGAAGAAUAAGUCACCUGGGAAAUUGGAUGAUGUGGGAGAACGGUCUUCUGAUCGUUUGUUUGCCGGUAAUCGGGGUUAG
Vicia faba (fava bean) is the source of this 1113-nucleotide messenger RNA. Lineage: Eukaryota; Viridiplantae; Streptophyta; Magnoliopsida; Fabales; Fabaceae. The record is from the annotation of a GenBank genome assembly.